This is a messenger RNA of Belonocnema kinseyi, 342 nucleotides long. RefSeq lists its product as uncharacterized. Bases 1 to 342 code for a protein of 113 amino acids. The record is from RefSeq and is a predicted model, not a curated record. The transcript has a single exon. Lineage: Eukaryota; Metazoa; Arthropoda; Insecta; Hymenoptera; Cynipidae.
AUGAUAUCCCUGCAGCUCCAUAAAUUGAAGGGUCUUUACACCGAGGCGGAAAAAGAGUUGGCAAAACAUAGGUACCACCAAUCAGCAGCUGGUUACAAACAACUGCGAAAAGCUGGGUGUAAUCUGCCUCACGAGAAUGCAGUGAGAAUCUGGAUCAAUGACUUUUCAAUUACACUUGGAUUCUGCAACAAUAUAUUUAGCGCAGCAAAACAAAGUCUUGCAAAACUUCCAACAGAGGAACGACUAUGUGCUCUAAAGAUAGAUGAAUUUACAUUGCGCUGUUUUGAAGAAUAUUCCCAAAGAUUAGACUGCAUAGAAGGUUUGGUUAACCUUGGACCUUAG